Molecule: messenger RNA, 725 nt
Organism: Hibiscus syriacus
Lineage: Eukaryota; Viridiplantae; Streptophyta; Magnoliopsida; Malvales; Malvaceae
Exons: 1
Coding region: 96-713 (205 amino acids)
Source: RefSeq, a predicted model, not a curated record
ACUAUUAAGCCAUAAUAAACCAAUAAAUAAGAGGAAGCUCAUAGAACACCAUAUGGCAACACAAAUUGAUCUUCCUCUUCAUUUUCUCUAAAGCAAUGGGUUCCUCCUCAACUCAAAUCGGGCAUCAGCAGACGGCAGCAAAAGAAUGUGGCCCCGUAGUCCCGGUAGCCAAAUACCCUUCAUUUUCUUCGUCACUUUCAUCAUCAUCGUCAUCAUCUUCACUGGGAUCUUCGUAUUUUCCCGAUGAUUCGCCUUUCAGUCCCGGAACUCCAUUCCGGUUUUCAGGUGUACCAUUCUCUUGGGAACAUUUACCAGGGAUCCCAAAGAAGCUACAAAAUCACAGCAAAAAGGACUACUCCAUGAAGUUGCUGCCAUUGCCUCCACAGACUAUCCCACGACCCUCAAAAACCAGCAGUUUCGAAGACAUGCUAACAAGGAAGAAACCAUCCGCCGGCGUCUCCGAGAGUUUCCGGCGAAUGGAUCCUUUUUUCGCGGCGUUGAUUGAGUGUUCCAAGGAAGACGGUGAUCAAGAAACCGACAGAAAUCUCUGGAACGGAGCUAAGGUAACGAGAAGCGUGAGUGACAGGUUUGGGUUCAUCAAUCUUUACAGUUCGUGUAAAAGAAGUUGCACAGUUUCAGAAUCAAUAGUGUAUCUUCCGAGGUCUCGAAGAACUGCAGAUUAUGACCUCAUCAAUCACCGUCGUUCUCGUUAAAUGUACCCUAAU